Adineta ricciae is the source of this 2277-nucleotide messenger RNA. NCBI's taxonomy places the organism in Eukaryota, Metazoa, Rotifera, Eurotatoria, Adinetida, Adinetidae. The record is from the annotation of a GenBank genome assembly.
AUGAAAUUUGCCGAACAUUUAUCAGCACAUGUUACACCCGAAUGGAACAGUCAGUAUAUUCGUUACGAUGAUAUGAAAGAAUUGCUGGCACAAGCGGUUGCCAAAGCACAACCGUUUGUGGAUGACAGUGACAAUAUUCUACGUGAACAAUUUUUCUUUCGUGUUGAUGAACAUUUUUUUCAGUAUUGCGAAAAAGAAGCGACGAAGAUCAAUACAUUUUUUGCGGAGAAGAUUGCUGAAGCUUUACGACGUUGGGAAACGUUGAAAAGUGAAGUUGGCCAUAUAGAACAGUCUCGUCGUCAUGUAUCGCAUCGUUCAGGUGCAUCAGGUGCCGAGCCGUCUGGAAACAAUGAAGUACAUGAUGAAACGAAGUCAUCGACGAUAAAACGUCGUUCGGAGGAUCAAACUGCCAUCACACCAUUAACACGUGUGUUGCCAGAACGUUUAGUGGAAAAGACACGUGAAAAACAAACACAACGCGUGCAAUAUCGCAAGCGAAAUGAUUUGAAACUAGCGUUCAGUGAAUUUUAUUUGAUGUUAGUUUUGUUGCAAAACUAUCAAACAUUGAAUUUUACUGGUUUUCGUAAGAUAUUGAAAAAGCAUGAUAAAUUAUUUCAAACUACACGUGGUGAAGAAUGGCGAAAGCUGCAUAUUGAUCCAGCUCCUUUCCAUACAUCGAAACGGGUUGAACAGUUGAUUAGUGAUGUUGAAACGCUGUACACUGAUACAUUGGAAUCAGGGAAUCGAGCGCGUGCAAUGAAACGUUUACGUGUGCCACCGUUGGAAGAAAAACAAUCACCUGCUGUGACAUUCCGUGUUGGAAUAUUUGUCGGAAUGAUUUGUCUCCUACUUCCUGCUGUUAUCGCUCUUGGAGCCAAUCUUCAUGAUAGUCAAUCAACGAAACCACUCGCUUGGCGACAAGCAUUGUUUCUUUAUCGUUCAACAUUUCUUAUUGUUCUUCAUAUAGUUCUAGUCGGCAUCAACGUUUACGGUUGGUCAUCAUCAGGUGUCAAUCACGUUCUUAUAUUUGAAAUCGAUCCUCGGAAUCACCUUACUUAUCAACAAUUUCUUGAGAUUGGUACAUUUCUUUUUGUUUUAUGGUUUUUAAGUUUUACAGGAUUCAUUUUAUCAUCUUAUUUUGAUUUUCAUCCAUUUAUACAACCGCUUGGUUUUGUUACACUCAUACUUUUAUUUCUGUUCAAUCCAACGCAUACGCUUUACCAUCAUGCACGAUUCUGGUUUCUGAAAAUUCUAGGUCGCAUUAUCUGUGCCCCAUUCUACCGUGUCGGUUUCGCUGACUUUUGGCUUGGCGAUCAGUUGACAUCACUCGAAUUGAUCUUUUUCGAUAUUGAGUAUUUCUUUUGUUUCUAUAUCUAUGAUGUCGGAUGGUGGCCAGUGUACUCGUCCUCUCCAACACGUGGCGUACUUUGUCAAGGUUGGCCUCAAGUCCUUCUGCAAACCGUUUUGAUGAUCUUGCCAUCAUGGUUUCGAUUUGCACAAUGCUUGAGACGUUACCGAGAUACGAAACAGAAAUUUCCGCAUCUUGUCAACGCCGGCAAAUAUGCUAGCGGCUUCUUCGUCAUGGGAACGAAUGCAGCACGACGUGCCACAGCGAUACAUUAUCUCGAUAGUCCCACAUCGAAUCCUUUUUUAUACAUUUGGAUCAUUGCUUCGUUCAUUGGUGCAACUUACAAAGUUAUUUGGGAUUUGAAAAUGGAUUGGGGAUUCUUCGAUAAAAACGCCGGCGAAAACAAGUUCCUACGCGAUCAAAUUGUUUAUCCAUCCAGAUUCUAUUACUAUGCAGCCAUUGUCGAAAACGUCCUCUUUCGUUACAUAUGGGUGGUUAACGUUUUCAUGCAGUUUCGGACACGUUCAGCUGAAUAUGCUGAUGUCAUUGGCUUCAUAUUUGGUCUAAUUGAAAUCUUUCGACGAUUUGUUUGGAACUACUUUCGAUUGGAAAACGAACAUUUGAAUAACUGCGGAGAAUUUCGAGCUGUACGUGAUAUAUCAAUUGCACCGAUAUCAACCGUCGUUGAUCAUGGAACAUUAGAAGAGAUGAUGGACAAAGAUAUGGGAAUCAAAAAUCGACGGAAAGGCAAACGACACGAUUUAUCACAAAAGAUUAAUAAAACAUUCAUGGAUGAUAAUGAAGUUACAAUUGGCCGAACAACUUCGAUAAACUCCAAUCCAAUCAUUGAAGAGUUAAAUACCACCAUUGAAGCUCUCAAGCCACAGACAUCUCAUGACGAAUCUUCAGAAAAUCACGCCUUUUUAUGA